GAUGACUCGUUGGCCCCGCCCCUAAGUGACGCAUGCGUGGAGGAUAUGCUCCUCGCAGCAAAGUCCUCCUUUACUCCACACACGCUUCUAAGCCUCGGCACAUCUACUAACUACACUUUAUUCAUCCUCCGUGUCAGCAUCAACUCCACUCGUCUCACUCAACUUUGGACAUUAUUAGGCCCGCUUAGAUUGCUCCUUGUUUGAGCGCGCUAGUUAGCUUAGCAUGCUAGUUAGCUUAGCUUGUUAGCCGCUAACAAAGAGACGCGGAUUUGAUCAACACAUCGCUUAGUUAAGAUCAAGUGUGAGUGUAAAGUGUUGUGAUUGUGUGGAAAUGUGUGAAAGAACCAUAGCAGAGUACGAGGAGGAACUUUGUCCAACUAAAGAGGAGAAGGAGCGACAACAUCAAAAACCUCAAGUUGUGUUACACAGAACAGAUGUCCAGCAGCCCCCUCACAUUAAAGAGGAAGAGGAGAAUCCACAGCCCCCCCACAUUAAAGAGGAAGAGGAGGAAGUGUGGAUGAGUCAGGAGGGAGAGUGUCCUGUAGGGCAGGAGGAGGCUGAUGUCAGCAAGUUUCCACUGACUGUUGUCUCUGUGAAGACUGAAGAGCAUGAAGACAAACCACCUGAGUCCUCACAGCUUCAUCACAGUCCAAAUGUCGAAGAACAUCUUUUUCGUGAGCAGGAAGAGGAACCACAGCCCCCCCACAUUAAAGAGGAAGUUGAGACGCCACAGACCCAUAAUGUUAAACUGACCCUUCACAAUAAAGGGCAAGCGGAGGACCCACUGAACUUACACAUCAAAAAUAAAGAGGAGGACCCACUGACCCCUCACAUUAAACAGGAAGAGGAGGACCCACUGAACCCUCACAUUAAAGAGGAAGAGGAGGACCAAGAUACGCCGCACAUUAAAGAGGAAGAGGAGGACCAAGAGCCGCCGCACAUUAAAGAGGAAGAGGAGGAAGAGGGCAUCAGUCAGCCUAAAUGGUUGGAGGAGUUCCCAGUGACUGGUGUCCCUGUGAAGAGUGAAGAUGAUGAGGUGAAAGGUGAAAGUGAGGAGAGGGGAGGGGGGGAGCCUCCAAGCAGCAGCUCAACACAACACAUGACAACAGAAGCUGAUGGAGACCACUGUGGAGGAUCACAAGCAGACAAGCUCUUAGCUCCACUAUCAGAUAGUGAGGACACAACGUCACACUCUCCUGACACUGAUGAUGAAGACUCUAAAGAUGAUAAGACAUGUCACACUGACAACACUCACUUCACAUCUUCUCACUCUCACAAAACAUUUAAAUACCAUUGUCGUCUGAAAGUACACAUGAGAACACACACUGGAGAAAAACCUUUUUCUUGUUCACUCUGUAGUAAAGGUUUUGCACAAAGUCACGAUUUGAAAAGACACAUGAGAACACACACUGGAGAAAAACCCUUUUCUUGUUCACUCUGUGGUAAAGGUUUUGGACUUAGUCACGAUUUGAAAAGACACAUGAGAACACACACUGGAGAAAAACCCUUUUCUUGUUCACUCUGUGGUAAAGGUUUUGGACUUAGUCGCAAUUUGAAAGGACACAUGAGAACACACACUGGUGAAAAACCUUUUUCUUGUUCAAUCUGUGGUAAAGGUUUUACAGAAAGUAAUCAUUUGAAAAGACACAUGAGAACACACACUGGAGAAAAACCUUUUUCCUGUUCGACCUGUGGUAAAGGUUUUACAAAUAGUACAGAUGUGAAAACACACAUGAGAACACACACUAGUGAAAAACCUUUUUCUUGUUCAAUCUGUGGUAAAGGUUUUACAGAAAGUCAGAAUGUGAAAGUACACAUGAGAACACACACUGGUGAAAAAACUUUUUCCUGUUCAAUCUGUGGUAAAGGUUUUACAAGAAGUACAUAUGCGAAAGUACACAUGAGAACACACACUGGUGAAAAACCUUUUUCUUGUUCAAUCUGUGGUAAAGGUUUUACAGAAAGUAAUAAUUUGAAAAGACACAUGAGAACACACACUGGAGAAAAACCUUUUUCCUGUUCGACCUGUGGUAAAGGUUUUACAAAUAGUACAGAUGUGAAAACACACAUGAGAACACACACUAGUGAAAAACCUUUUUCUUGUUCAAUCUGUGGUAAAGGUUUUACAGAAAGUCAGAAUGUGAAAGUACACAUGAGAACACACACUGGUGAAAAAACUUUUCCCUGUUCAAUCUGUGGUAAAGGUUUUACAAGAAGUCAACAUUUGAAAGUACACAUGAGAAUACACACUGGUGAAAAAGCUUUUUCCUGUUCAACCUGUGGUAAAGGUUUUACACAAAGUCAACAUUUGAAAGUACACAUGAGAACACACACUGGUGAAAAAUCUUUUUCCUGUUCAACCUGUGGUAAAGGUUUUACACAAAGUCAAAAUAUGAAAGUACACAUGAGAACACACACUGGUGAAAAAUCACAUUCCUGUUCAAUCUGCAACAGAAGCUUUUGUGACCGAUCAAACCUUUUAGCACACAUGAGAAGACACCCAGGAGAGAAAGUGUUGAGUUGCAGUGUGUGUGGUGAAAGAUUGUCUUCUAAGUACCAGUGUAAGAAACACAAGUGUGCUGGUGAGAACAGCAGCAGCAAAUGAAACUGCAGGAUUUGAAAUAAACUGUCCAGACUUUCAUUUUGACUUUCUAACAACAUCAGCACAUAUAACAUGUGUGACAUUGUUGUUUGUCCAACAAUCUUUUUAAUAUGCUUCUACAUUUAUAGAUUAGAUAGUUGGAAAUAUAAAAGUAUUACUUAUUUGUACUUGUAAUUGUUGAUAAUCCCAUAGAUUAUCACCUUUAUAUGAUAUACAUAUGUACUGGUUCACAUCUGAAACAUCUUCUGGACCACUUCAGGAAGCAUAUUAUUAUUUACUUUAUACAUCAUUUAAACAGUUGUCUUUUAUACAAUUUUAAAAUGUGUGACUUUAUGAAUCAUUUGUUGGGUCUCUGUAAUCCAUUUUAUUAAUCAUCUUUACUACUCUCUUUUGUAAUAUGAUGAUUGUGUUGUGAUUUUUUUAUACUUUAACUUAAUAUGUAUGUACUUGUACGUUUAUGCAAUAAAAAGUGAGAGAAAAUGG
Messenger RNA from Nerophis ophidion (straightnose pipefish), 3085 nucleotides. Its product is annotated as oocyte zinc finger protein XlCOF6-like. The transcript is spliced from 3 exons. Gene Ontology annotation, biological process: regulation of cytokine production; regulation of immune system process; negative regulation of transcription by RNA polymerase II. The coding region runs from base 332 to 2605 and encodes 757 amino acids. The record is from RefSeq and is a predicted model, not a curated record. Lineage: Eukaryota; Metazoa; Chordata; Actinopteri; Syngnathiformes; Syngnathidae.